Molecule: messenger RNA, 1419 nt
Organism: Racocetra persica
Lineage: Eukaryota; Fungi; Glomeromycota; Glomeromycetes; Diversisporales; Gigasporaceae
Source: the annotation of a GenBank genome assembly
AUGGAUAUAGAAAAUAGCCUGGCGCCAUUUGUAGUAACAGCAAUAGCAGUUUUUGCCCUUGCAACACCAUUUUUUGCAUCGACACCUAAAAGCAAAUCUUCAAAAAAUAAAAAAAAGUCUGCUUCCGAAGAUAGAAAAACGAAUAAUAAUUAUGUUUAUGGCUUAUUUAACCAAGGAAAUAAUAUUUGUUUCCUCAAUGCUGUUUUGCAAAGUCUUGCUUCGUUGAAGAACUUACGGACAUAUCUAAGAAAAAAACUUGAAUCAACCACAAAUCACGACGAACGCCUGGUAACAUUCGCCUUGUAUACUACUUUGGAAAAACUUAAUGAACCAUUAACCUCACAAGAUUCAUUUAAUCCAACGAGCAUAGUUUGGGCUUUACAAACUGCAAAUAUAAAACGUCUUAUUAAUAGGCAACAACAAGAUGCUCAUGAAUUAUUUCAACUUUUAUCAGAGUCAUUAAGUGUUGAAGAUGAAAUCAGUCGACGACCAAAGUCUCUUUUUGAUGUUGAUACCAUAAAGUUAUUAGCUAAUAAUAACAAAUGUACUACUAUUAGUUUAACGUCUGGCCGAAACCCUCUUAUCGGGUUAACGGCAUGUCGAAUUUCUUGUAUGAAAUGUGGUUAUUGUGGACCUAUUAGGCAUUCUUCUUUCGAUAACAUUUCAAUUCCUCUUCCAAAACAGAAUGUUGUAACUCUGGAAACACUUCUUAAAACUUAUUCCGGAAUCGAGUUUAUCGAUGAAUAUAAUUGUCCACAAUGUAGUUUAUUGGAAACAUUGGCUGUUAUAGAAAAUCGAUUAACUAUUUCUGAGAAAAAAUAUUUAAAUAAAUUGGAGGCAGAUAAACAAAUUGUUAAGGAAGCCUUAGCUACUGAUGUAGACAUAGAUGAUAGUAAAUUGAAAUUAGAAGUAGCACAAUUGAUUCGUAUGAACCUUCCGGCUACAAAACAAACCAUGUUUGCAAAACUCCCUGAGAUUAUGGCACUUCAUUUUUCUCGAUCAAUUUAUCUUCAAAAUGGGAUGACUUUGAAAAACUCUUGUAGAGUUAUAUUUCCCGAAUUCAUAGAUCUUGCACAAUAUACAACUACCGGUUAUCUAGCAACAAUGCCCAGCGAACCCCUUUCCUCUCCACCUGCAUCACCAACUACUUCGUCACCUGUAUUGUCGCCUAUUUUAGCAGAAAUUAAUGAUGCACGUCGUCACGUCGGUGAGGCCACCGAUGCUUCAAUCUAUCGACUAAAAUCGGUAAUAGUUCAUUUGGGUGAUCACAGACUCGGUCAUUUUGUGACAUAUAGACGUCAAGAAGAAGCACCAAAUGCUUGGUGGCGUAUAUCUGAUGAAAAUGUUGAAGAAGUUAGCUUAGCGAAAGUAUUAGAACAAGAAGCAUAUAUGUUGUUUUAUGAAAAGGGUCAAAGUUGA